AUGGCUUAUGCUGUUGUUGAUUCACUCACCCGAACAAUACCUCGAAUCCUUAGCCAAGAUGAGCACUAUCCCAUUUCUGAUGAGGGAAAGCAACUGAUCGAGUUGCUCAGCAAAGAUAUAGCUCUCCUCCGAGGCUUCCUCGAGGAUUCUAAAGAGGAAGGCAUGAGCUUGGAAACUCGAAUCAGGGACGCUGCGAAUCGAGCUGAAGAUGUUCUGGAGCACUUGAUGUACGAGCAUCUCAGUACCAAGGCACAUACAGAUAUUAUUCAGUAUGAUUUUGGUGAGCUCAAGAAUGCGAUGAAGGAGAUCAACUCCAUUGCUCAAGAGGUGGAAAUAGUGCAGCAGCAGCAGCAAGGUGGCCGUCCAGCAGCGCAGUCCGAGACGAGAUUAUCGUUAGAGACAGAAGCGCCCAUUGUGAAUACUGUCACGGUUGGCCUUGAGAAGCACGUGGAGGAUAUAAGAGGUCUUCUCUGCCGAGGACCAUUUUCACCCCAGGUCAUGCCUAUCACGGGGAUGGCGGCAUUGGGAAGACUACUCUUGCCAGAAUCGUUUACGAGGACGACCAAGUUGCCAAGAACUUUCCAGUUCAAACAAGUCGAAAAAGGACUAGUCACAGAUGGUGACUCAACGGAGUUCAAAAUACAAAAAAUCUUAGCGUUGAAGAAGUACCUGAUAGUGGUGGAUGAUCUAUGGAGUACAAAAGCUUGGGACGACAUAAGGAAGGUGUUUGGCAACUGUGCAAACUUUAACCGGAGUCGGAUCAUCAUAACCACACAAGAUGAGAAGGUGGCUCAUCAUGUCAGCUCUUUCCUGAGUCCUCACAGGAUGAAUCUCAUGGAUGAGCGUUCAAGUUGGUCUUUGCUCAAGCAAAUGGUAUUUCCAGACACAAAACUCACACCUGAUAUGAAGAAGAUCGCAAAAAAAGUUGUCAAGAGUUGCGGAGGACUGCCUCUUGCCAUCGUGAUUGUUGCUGGUAUCUUGUCCACGGUAGACAAGACUCCGAUCUCAUGGGAGGAAGUUGCGAAAGACGUAUACAGAGUUAUUGUGGAGGAUCAUAGAUUCCAGAAUAGCUUCGCCGCGAGUUAUACUAAUUUACCUCGUCCUUUGAGGUCUUAUUUCUUAUACAUGAGUGGUUUUCCAGAAGGUCAUGAGAUCCGAACGUCCAAUCUCUUCAAGUUAUGCAUAGCUGAAGGAUUCACAAUAAGUGAAAAUGAGGCUGAAGGAUAUUUUUACAAUCUCGUGAGGAAAAAUCUAGUUCUGGUCGCAGCCUACAAGUCCAAUGGUAGAUUCAAAAGUUGUCGUCUCCAUAAUUUAGUACGUCACUUCUUCGCAAUAAAGGCUGUAGAUGAGAAUUAUGAGCGACGGCUCAGUAAUUCUCAUCUUGAUUUAAGGGAGCUUGCAAGAUCGUAUGCCUCAACGCUGCGUUCUGUUAUAAGCUUCCAACGUAAUGAAAGCUCACUAUGCGGUCUACGCAAGUUCAAAUUGCUGAGGGUGUUGGAUGUUGUGGAUACAGAUGCCUACUCCCUUCCUACUACUGUGUUCGACCUCUUUCACUUGAGGUACCUUGCUUUUGGAUGUCCAAUGGAGGUUCCAUCAGCCAUAUCCAGGCUUCAGAAUCUUCAAUCUUUGAUCAUCUGUCCCAGCAAGAGAUCAAGGAAAUACAUAUACAACUCAAUGGAUGAGGCAUAUCUGCCAUUAGAGAUCUGGAUGAUGCCACUUCUGACGCAUCUCAUCUCCUUUUUCGAUCUUUUUCCAUAUCCAGAAGGAUCAGCUUCUACUCUGAAGAACCUGCUUACUCUCUCUGUGGUGAAGAAGUUGAUAUGCACAGAAGAGAUGAUGAAAUUGAUUUGUAAUGUGACAAAGCUGACAAUCACUUAUUUUGGUGGCAUAUACCAAGAAGACUAUCAGCUCCACAAUCUUGUUCUUCUGUCUCAACUUGAGAAGCUGACACUUGUGGUGAAGGAAGGUUCUCUUAAAGCUAAGCCUGUUUUCCCAGAGACACUGAAAAAGUUAACCUAG
This is a messenger RNA of Salvia hispanica, 2019 nucleotides long. The record is from RefSeq and is a predicted model, not a curated record. NCBI's taxonomy places the organism in Eukaryota, Viridiplantae, Streptophyta, Magnoliopsida, Lamiales, Lamiaceae.